Molecule: messenger RNA, 951 nt
Organism: Oncorhynchus masou masou (cherry salmon)
Lineage: Eukaryota; Metazoa; Chordata; Actinopteri; Salmoniformes; Salmonidae
Product: motor neuron and pancreas homeobox 1-like
Exons: 3
Coding region: 25-951 (308 amino acids)
Biological process (GO): endocrine pancreas development; regulation of DNA-templated transcription; spinal cord motor neuron cell fate specification
Cellular component (GO): nucleus
Molecular function (GO): sequence-specific double-stranded DNA binding; DNA-binding transcription factor activity, RNA polymerase II-specific
Source: RefSeq, a predicted model, not a curated record
CAAACGACGGGGACACUGUUUCAAAUGGAGAAAUCCAAAAAUUUCCGCAUCGAUGCGCUUCUGGCUGUUGACCCGCCGAAGGUGCAGACAUCUCCGCUUGCGCUUGUGACUUCUCUAUCAUCCUCUUCCAUUUCAUCGUCCGGAAGUGUACCAAACUCAGAAUUGAAUGCCGACUCUUUACGGAAUGAGACGCCGUCUCCACCUAGGAUUUCCCCUUCUGGUUUGAUUCCUAAACCAGGCUUCUUGAACAGUCCCCACAGUAUGCUUGGAUUACAUCCACAGAGCAGCGCAGGGAUCCCUCCCCAGGCUCUUUAUGGCCACCCCAUGUAUACCUACUCCCUCGGGCAGCACCCUGCAUUGUCCUACUCAUAUCCGCAUGGGUCCCAUCACCACCAUCCAUGCAGCGACUCCCUCAAACUCUCGGCCGGGACGUUUCAACUCGACCACUGGCUGCGAGUCUCCACAGCGGGAAUGAUGCUACCCAAAAUGCCCGAUUUUAAUUCUCAGGCCCAGUCAAACUUGCUUGGAAAGUGCAGAAGACCAAGGACUGCAUUCACAAGUCAGCAGCUACUGGAGCUCGAGCAUCAAUUCAAACUGAAUAAGUAUCUGUCGCGACCGAAGCGCUUUGAGGUGGCUACAUCCUUGAUGCUGACGGAAACGCAGGUGAAAAUUUGGUUUCAGAACAGGCGAAUGAAGUGGAAACGGAGCAAGAAGGCCAAAGAGCAAGCCGCACAGGAGGCUGAAACUAAGAAAAGCAACAAAAACGGACAGGAGAAAUCGGACGGACAGGAUCAAACGGAUUAUCAAAAGACUAGUUCUGCCAAAAGUAACAGAAUAAGAGACUUCAGGGACAGUGACGAUGAUGAAGGUGACAACUUCCUGUACAACUCCUCGGAUUGCUCAUCGGACGACGAUAGAAACCACACCAGUGAUAUAAGCCCACAACCUUGA